Phycomyces blakesleeanus NRRL 1555(-) is the source of this 762-nucleotide messenger RNA. RefSeq lists its product as hypothetical. The record is from RefSeq and is a predicted model, not a curated record. The coding region runs from base 45 to 446 and encodes 133 amino acids. Lineage: Eukaryota; Fungi; Mucoromycota; Mucoromycetes; Mucorales; Phycomycetaceae. The transcript has 2 exons.
CAUAUCCGUAUUCUCUCUUUCUUUUAAACAACACAAAAUCAAUAAUGUUCUCUUCUCACUCUACUACCGGUGGUACCCUCAGCGUCACAGUCAUCGAAGCUCGUGAACUCCAUGGUGAGGACUUGGUCGGCAAGAACGACCCUUAUGUCGAGCUCUGGUUGAACGAAGACUACAAGCAGCGCACUAGCGAGCUUUCCAACACCAACGAUCCCGUCUGGAACCAGACCUUCACUUUCCUCAUCGACGAGGGAUCCUCCAUCCACAAGCUCUACCUCAAGGUCCUCGACAAGGAUACCUUUGGCUCUGACAAGAUUGGUGAGGCCAGAGUUGAUUUCCGCCAGGCCCUCGAAGGCCAGCCCAUUGAUACCUGGGUCAAGUUGCCCGCUAAGCUCGGUCUUUCCAGCCACGGUGAAGUCCACCUUUACAUCCAGUUCUCCCCCAACUAAAUUUGUCUUGUAAAAAAAAAAAGGUCAAACAUCUAACUACAAGAAGAGGAAAAAGGGAAUUAGGAAUCUUUGCUUUAGCUUUUUUUUUUCUAUUCCUUUUUCGUUUUUGAUUUCUUAUACUUUGAUCACAUAUCUACAAACAUAUACAUAUAUACACACAAACACCUCUUCUUCUUUUGCAUAUCCCCUCUAUAUAGCUGCUAUAUAUAUAUAUUCUAAAAAAAUAAGCCGUGUCUACCUGUAAUGGUGACAGAAAUAAGCGGUUCAAUUUGUUCUAAUAAACAGUAAAUAAACAUUUUAUAUGUACAUAUAAUUU